GCGCACUGAGCAGGCGUCCUGUCCUCUCUGAGGAGCACCAGGCGGAGAUCUCCUCGCAUCCCGAGAGCUCGUUGUGACAGAAAACAUUUGCGCGUCGUUACCAACAUGGUGACGCGAUAAUAUAACACACACACGCACACAAUUUUUUUGCUGAAGUCCGAGAAUGGCAGAUAAAAAGGGAAAACCAGUCACUCCGAUCAAAUCACUCACUAAAAAAGAAAAGGAAAAGCUGAAGAAAAAGGAGGAAGAGAAAGCAGCAGAGGUUUUUGAAGAAUUUGUGGCAUCGUUUGAGUCCAGUGAGAAAAGCAGAGUGAAGACUUUUGUCCACGGGGGAAUAGUGAAUGCUACAAAAGAGGAGGAAGCCGCAGAGGUCAAGAGAAGUAAGUUGUACCGACCUGCGACAAAGUUUGCUCCUGUGCCUCAGUAUGCCUCACCCCCCCCACCUGCUGCUGACAGUAGAAAGUCUGCAUUUAAAAAAAAGACAGAAGAAAAAAAGAAGAGUAACCUCGAACUGUUCAAAGAGGAGCUAAAGCUAAUACAAGAGGAGCGAGAGGAAAGGCAUAAAAGGAAGAGAAAUGACACUGAAGGGGGGAGAGAAGGCGGGGGCCUGGGGGGCCUGGGAGACCUGGACAUACCAUUAUCGGGACGAUCAAUGCUGUAUGACGACCUGCCGGUCACCACAAACCUUUACAUUAACUGCAUCAGCCCAAAGAUGAACGAGGAGAUGCUCUGCAGAGAAUUCUGUAAAUAUGGCCCCCUGGCCAGUGUGAAGAUCAUGUGGCCCCGCACGGACGAGGAGCGCUGCAGGACCUCUAACAGAGCCUUUGUGGCUUUCAUGACACGGAAAGACGCAGAAAGAGCCAUGGCUGCUCUGGAUGGUAAAGUCAUUAUGGGCUUUGAGAUGAAGCUGGGAUGGGGGAAACCGGCCCGCAUCCCACCUCAGCCUCUGUACACGCCGGUCGGGGUGAGAGCCGCACCGCCACCCCCGUCUGGUCUUCCUUUCAACGCUCAGCCACGGGACCGCUUCCGGAAUGACUUCACCAAGCCGCUGGGCAUGUCCAAGGGCGAGCUCGACAAGACUCUGUCCGAAGCCGUAGUCAAAGUGGUUAUCCCAACCGAAAGGAAUCUAUUAUUCCUCAUUCACAGAAUGAUAGAGUUUGUGGUGCGUGAAGGUCCCAUGUUUGAAGCCAUUAUAAUGAACAAAGAGAAAAGCAACCCCGAUUACAGGUUCCUUUUCGAUAACAAAAGCCAAGAUCACGUGUACUAUCGCUGGAAAUUGUUCUCAAUCCUCCAGGGAGAGCCCCCCACAGAGUGGAGGACGACCGACUUUCGCAUGUUCCGUGGAGGCUCAUUAUGGCGACCACCCGUCCUGAACAACUACUCUGAGCUGGGUGAAGACGACGGGGAGGCAGAGGACGAGGCGUCCCCCGAGGAGGAGGUGAAGAAAGGGCAGCUCAGAGCCGAGCACAGAGAGAGACUGGAGACGCUUCUAAAAGAGCUGACUCCGAGCAGAGAAGGAAUUGCCAAUGCCAUGCUGUUCUGUCUAGACCGUGCAGAUGCAGCAGAGGAGGUCGUGGGCCACAUUACAGACUCUUUUUCAAUGCUUCCAGCGCCCCUUCAGACCAAGAUUUCUCGGUUGUAUCUUGUGUCGGAUAUCCUCCACAACUCCUCUGCCAAAGUAGCCGGUGCAUCCUAUUAUCGUAAAUAUUUUGAAACAAAAUUACCACAGAUAUUCGGAGACCUGAAGACGGCACACAAAAACAUACAAGCCAGGCUGCAGGCUGAGCAAUUUAGGCAAAAGGUCAUGACUUGUUUUAGAGCAUGGGAAGACUGGGCCAUAUAUCCACAGCCUUAUCUAAUCCACCUGCAAAACAUCUUUCUGGGCUUUGCCAAAGCAGGAGAGGAGGCAACAGAGACUGCCCAGGAGGCAUCCAGUGGAGGUGGGCUCCGUUUGGACCGAGCUCGUGUGGAUGACAUAGACGGCUGCCCUCUGGGCUGGGACCCCCUGGAUGGAGUCCCCGUUGACGAUAUAGACGGCGUCCCCCUCGGUGCCGCUAUCGAUGACAUCGAUGGAUUGCCCUUAGAUGAGAGCAAUGUUUCCCUGUCUGGAGUGCCUUUGUCUAAGUGGGAGAAGUCCAGGGGUACUGGGAGAUUUUCUCAAGCCAAAUCUGUGUCCAAGUGGGACGCUGUCGGACAACAGGACAGUGACAAUGAAGUUAAUAUUAGCAAGAGCUGCAACUCGCAGGAUGAAGAUGAAGGCUCAGAGAGCGAUAGUAGCGCCGACUCCUGCAGCUCGCCAAACUAUGACAGUGCAGUUUUCCAGAGCUCGCUCAGGAGUUUUCAAAUGUCCGAGAGCAAAAGGAAAAGGCUGAGGGAGGUGGAGGUCAAAGUUAUGAAGAUCCAAGAUGAGCUGGAAUCCGGCAAAAGACAGAGGAAGUCAGGAACGACUAUCCAGCAAGAAGUGGAGCUCUACAGAAACAAACUGCUACAGAAGGAGUUUCAAAAAGAUGAAGAAAAGAAUGAGAAAUCUAAGUCAAAAGACAAGCAAAAAGAUGACAAGAGAAAUAAAGAAAAGAGCAAACGAAGCGACAGCGACAGACGGCGAGCCGCUGAGCAGUCCCGGAAAUCCAGGAGCAUCUCUCCUUUAAAGAGGACGAGGUCCCCCAAACUGUCCAAACGCUCCCGGUCACCGUCUCCCAACCAGAAGUCCCGCAAGUCAAGGUCAAGGUCGCCACAUCGCUCCCACAAGAAGUCAAAGAAGAGCAAACACUGACCGCUUUGGACUCGGUCACUUAUGAUUGUGCUGCAUUCGCCUGCUGGUGUCCAGAUACUCGACUCACUUCAAACAGACAAACCCGUCUGCCCUGUUGGUCCCAACGUGAACUGUCCAUGCAAAAUUCAGCUCCCUUUUUUUAUUAUGAAGUUUGAACACUGUAACUAAUUAUAUAUAUUUUUGUUUUCAUGUUUGUUUUUAAAAGGAUAUCCAGAGAUGUUGCUGCAAAGUGCUGACACUAAAUAAAUCACCUUUGGAGAGCAAUGUUUGUGGGCAAGA
Molecule: messenger RNA, 3052 nt
Organism: Menidia menidia (Atlantic silverside)
Lineage: Eukaryota; Metazoa; Chordata; Actinopteri; Atheriniformes; Atherinopsidae
Source: the annotation of a GenBank genome assembly